AUGUGGCUCUUCAACUCUUCCUCCUUCGCCACAGUUUUCCCCGCCCCAACAUCCCACGACUCUUUCAAUUCCUCCAACUCCACCAUGUCUUUCUACGAAUUAUGCAGGGAAUCAGUACCAACCUUUGCCAUCUACACCAUGUACACUUUUACAAACAUCCUUGUCCUCUGUCCACUCUACAUCUACAUCCUCUACAUAGGUUUCCAACAUUGGAGGUGUCAGCACUCUGCAUCUGCAGGAAGGUCGAUGAGCCUCUCUGACUUUUUCACCUACAACAUGAUGAUCUUGGAGAUGUUUGGUGUGUUUGGAUCAGUCCUCUUUUGUUUGAGCAAACCUACAAGUAAUGACUCACUAAUGAUGUUGGGCAUAUAUUUAUUUUGCGUAGUUUUUCCUGGACAGACAUUUUUCCAUGUCCUGACCUGUAUGGAGCGCUAUCUGGCCGUUGUUCACCCCAUUGCCUACAUGCAUGUGCGAGAAGUAUCGAGGGUCAGAAUUAAAAACAUCUGCACCUUGUGUGUUUGGCUGAUGUGUGGCGGUUGGGUGGGGAUAGUAAAGCUGUACUACCCCAGUUUUCCCAUGGUCCCGUUUCUUUCAUUGGGCAUCUGUCUGUUAGUUAUUAUUGCGUGCUGUGUGUUUGUUCUCUAUGCUCUGACUCGUUCAGGGCCAGGACACAUGGGUAAGAACAAGGAUCGAGUUGACCAAUCAAAGCAGAGGGCUUUCUAUAUGAUUACAGCCAUAACAGGAGUGAUGCUGUUGAGGACUGCUGGCUUCCUGCUUUGUUUUACAAAAGUAGAGGACAGAGCGGAGGUCCUCAUCAUUGGUGUAGCUACAAGUGAAAAGCUGAACCAGCUUGAGGUGCUGUUGGAGGAUGGACAGAGCCUAUUCAUUGACAGUGAGCUGUGGAAUCCAUUUGAUAAGGAACUUUGA
Messenger RNA from Neolamprologus brichardi, 927 nucleotides. The record is from RefSeq and is a predicted model, not a curated record. NCBI's taxonomy places the organism in Eukaryota, Metazoa, Chordata, Actinopteri, Cichliformes, Cichlidae.